This is a messenger RNA of Hermetia illucens (black soldier fly), 1246 nucleotides long. RefSeq names its product probable malonyl-CoA-acyl carrier protein transacylase, mitochondrial (gene beg). Gene Ontology annotation, molecular function: transferase activity. Lineage: Eukaryota; Metazoa; Arthropoda; Insecta; Diptera; Stratiomyidae. Bases 64 to 1227 code for a protein of 387 amino acids. The record is from RefSeq and is a predicted model, not a curated record. The transcript has 2 exons.
AUUACAACCGGCAACCUCGUCCUCGUUUAGUGAUUCCGGGUUUUGUCCAUUUAUUUUUAAAAAAUGCGGAGAAUGCUUAUUAGACGAUUCCACAACUAUGCGUAUUUGUGUCGCGAAAAGAAGCCGGAAUCCGCCAAGGAACUGCUAGAAAAUGCCGCGACAUACGAAAACGCGAAACCAGCGAGUGCCGAGGACGAGUGGUACACUCUUCCCUACGCAGAAGGAAGCCCUCUCAAGCGCGGACAAGGAGCCCGCUCCCUCCGUCCAAAUGUCGACCCAAAGGACACUUCCAUAAUUCUCUUCCCCGGCCAAGGCGCUCAAUUCGUAGGGAUGGCGAAAGAUCUCCUGAAAUUCCCCGGAGCGCGGGAUAUUUUCGAACUGGCGAACGAAAUCCUUAAAUACGACUUGCUUAAGCUAUGCCUAGAAGGACCGAAGAAGGAUCUUGAUCAGACAAUCCACUGCCAGCCUGCUGUCAUGGUGGCUUCCCUCGCAGCGUUGGAACGACUCCGUGAAGAGCGACCGAAAGCAAUCGAUAACUGCGUCGCCACGGCGGGUUUCAGUCUCGGUGAAAUCACCGCGUUAGUGUUUGCCGGAGCAAUUCCCUUCGAUAAGGCCUUGAAGCUGGUACAGGUCCGGGCCGAAGCAAUGCAGAAAGCGAGCACCGAAUUCCCGGGCGGAAUGGCGACUGUUCUGUACGGUCCCGACUCCGAAUUGAGUCUUGCCUGCAAAAAGGCACAACAGUGGUGUCUCGAAAGAGGCGUGGAGAACCCCCAAUGCACAGUUGCCAACUACCUCUAUCCGCAUUGCAAGGUGAUAGCAGGCAGCCGCGAAGCUCUCAAGUACAUAGAAACGAAUUACAAACAUUUUAACAUCAAAAGAGUCAGAUCAUUGCCAGUGAGUGGGGCCUUCCACACCGAACUGAUGUCGUCUGCUGUUGAUCCCUUCAAAAGGGCGUUGCGGUCUAUCCAAUUGGAAGAUCCGAUAAUCCCAGUGCACUCGAAUGUCGACGGCAAAAGGUACGCCAACGCCGCCCAUAUCGUUCGACAGCUCCCGAAACAGAUUAUCCGCCCAGUGAAAUGGGAGCAGACGCUGCAUAUUUUAUACGAACGAAAACAAGAAACCAACUUCCCAAGGACGUUCGAAUGCGGACCAGGCCGAGGGCUCACGACCAUCCUGAAACAAGUCAACGCCAAGGCGUGGGACUCUGCAAUGAAUGUCGAAGCGUGAACUAGUCUAAGCUCAAAUG